Messenger RNA from Phanerochaete carnosa HHB-10118-sp, 1087 nucleotides. RefSeq lists its product as uncharacterized. Gene Ontology annotation, biological process: regulation of DNA-templated transcription. The transcript has 3 exons. The record is from RefSeq and is a predicted model, not a curated record. NCBI's taxonomy places the organism in Eukaryota, Fungi, Basidiomycota, Agaricomycetes, Polyporales, Phanerochaetaceae. Gene Ontology annotation, molecular function: zinc ion binding; DNA-binding transcription factor activity, RNA polymerase II-specific. The annotation marks the transcript as partial.
ACUGUGUGCUCGCUCGCUUCUUCUCCUCUCCCCUCCAUUAUCCCGCCGUCGCUGGUCGCCGUCCCCUCUUAUCCGCCCCACUCCCCAACGCGCGACCACGCCAUCUUGCUGCCCGUGACGACCCAUACGACUCCGACGCCUGCACCGCCAUCCGACCACGACUGAACUCUUAUAAAUCUUUACCGCUAUCUUCGUGGCGAGAUGGAAGGAACGCCUGGACCUAGUUUCGACCUCGACGACGGAGCAUCUGUGUACCAUAACGAUACCAAUUCAAGCAACCUUAACGGCGAUGCUCCAGACUCACAUACCCCAAACGGUCAGGCCUCCGGCAAUGCGGCGUCCAAGGCCAAUAACUCUACAGACCUUAUUAAGUGCAAACGACUCAAGCUCAAGUGUGACCGCCGCACGCCUUGUGGAUCUUGCAUGAAGCGCGAUACUAUGACACGAUGUGUCUACUCACAGGCCGCAGCAGAGAAGAUCGACGUUCAAUCGCUGCACAAUCGACUUCUAGCCGUCGAGGGUCAGGUCGCCACGCUCACUGCGACCCAGUCUGUGUCGAACCCCUCUAUCCCGCCUUUUCGGUCUACGUACCCAGUAUCCUCAGCACAGACCAGUUUUUCUGCACCAUCACCUGGUGCAUCUCACGGCUCCAGUCGGCCAACUGCUUCUGCCCUGGGCGGACAAUGCAACGAUCGCUAUCUUCUCAUCUCGGGACAGUCCGGCAGCUCGUUGGUGGUGAACUUAGAGGAUACCGCUGGCGUCUGGCUCAAUGAGCUCCAGGCACAGCUCGGUAUUGAUGAUGCGUCGAAAGCACCGUCGACAUCACCAUAUUCGGUAGCGCGGCCUGCGGUCACCACAAGUGGUACGGCGAGGGUUAAACUCGAGCCGACACCUGUGGUGCUUGCGCCGUCGACGACGCCUACUUCGACAGCGUCGUCUCCUCCUGCGGCGCUGAAUUCUUCCACCAUCCACGGGAGCGGAUUCAAGAAUGUGAACGUCUAUGUUCCUCUGAUACCCUUCAACGUAUUCCAGCCCGAAGCAUCAGGGGGCGCUCCUACACAGCAGGUGACUAUAUCUAUUCAUUCAU